AUGUUAUAUACACAAGGUACGCAAUCGCCGUUGGACAAAGACGAGUACUUUCUCUGCCACUUGGCUACGGGCGACAUCUUGCGCGCUGCUGUAGCUGCUGGCACCGACAUAGGCAAAAAGAUCAAAGCCGCGAUGGAGUCGGGCGCACUUGUGACCGACGAGAUUGUCGUCGGUAUCAUUAAGGACGCCAUCAAGAGUUCGGAAUGCCGUCGUGGCUUUAUUCUUGACGGCUUUCCACGAACGGUCGUGCAGGCCAAAAAGUCCUCGCAACUAAAUUUGUACCUGCUGGCCUUCAAUGAUGUCUCUUGCGCUGGCUGGGCGUACGUGUUUUACCUAACAGUGAAAAUGGUCCUCAAGGCGCGUGAAGGUGGCGAUCUGGACUGGAGCCAACUGGCAAAAAUCACGUGGGACGCUGUGUCAAUCAAAUCUUAA
Molecule: messenger RNA, 432 nt
Organism: Hyaloperonospora brassicae
Lineage: Eukaryota; Oomycota; Peronosporomycetes; Peronosporales; Peronosporaceae
Source: the annotation of a GenBank genome assembly